Molecule: messenger RNA, 1564 nt
Organism: Drosophila busckii
Lineage: Eukaryota; Metazoa; Arthropoda; Insecta; Diptera; Drosophilidae
Gene: Efr
Product: UDP-xylose and UDP-N-acetylglucosamine transporter
Exons: 2
Coding region: 375-1421 (348 amino acids)
Biological process (GO): transmembrane transport
Cellular component (GO): Golgi membrane; endoplasmic reticulum membrane
Molecular function (GO): UDP-N-acetylglucosamine transmembrane transporter activity; UDP-xylose transmembrane transporter activity
Source: RefSeq, a predicted model, not a curated record
UACUUUUAAAAAAUCAGAUACAUUUAUGACGUGCUUAACAACAGCGAUAAGAAUUCACUUUUCGGAACCCAUAAUCUAAAUGUAGUUUCAACUACAACAACUGAAGGUCAACAACAAUAAGAAGAGUGAGAGAGAGAGAGAGAGAGAGAUACACAGAAUACAGAACACACAGACAGGAAUUUUAAACAAUUGUAUGCAAGUAUGUGCAUGCAUGUGUUAGUGUGUGCCAGUGACAUUUAAUUAAAUAAUUACAUACAUAUGCAAAAUUGUAAACGCGGCAUGACACAACAAAUUCUGUGAAGCGCUUAAGCAUUAAAAAACUAUAAUAACUCAGCAAGCUCAAAACGUGCCACCCACACACACACACGCAUAACAUGGAUAUCAACAUGAAGGCGCUGCUGGCCAUGCUGCUGGUAUUUGUGGGCUGCUGCAGUAACGUUGUCUUCCUGGAGCUGAUCAUCAAAAUAGAUCCUGGCGCAGGCAAUCUGAUAACCUUCUCGCAGUUUCUAUUCAUUGCCGUCGAGGGAUUGAUAUUCACCUCCAAGUUCUUUACCGUAAAGCCAAAGAUAGCGCUGAAGGAUUAUGUGAAGCUGGUGCUGCUCUUCUUCGGCGCCAAUGUGUGCAACAACUACGCCUUCAACUUUAACAUACCCAUGCCACUCCACAUGAUCUUUCGCAGCGGCUCGCUCAUGGCCAACAUGAUCAUGGGCAUUAUCUUGCUAAAGAAGCGCUACAAUCUGCGACAAUAUAGCUCAGUGGCCAUGAUCACUGUGGGUAUUAUACUCUGCACUUUGGUGUCCAGCGGCGAUGUCAAGGACAAUACACACCACUCGCUCAAGGCGGACAGCUCGUACUCCGUGUUCUUCUGGUGGUCCGUUGGCAUUGCUUUGCUGACUGUGGCGCUGCUGGUUACAGCUUAUAUGGGCAUCUACCAGGAGGUGAUCUACAAGCGCUAUGGCAAGCAUCCCGAUGAGGCUUUGUUCUUUACGCACAUGUUGCCGCUACCCGGAUUUCUCAUCAUGGCCAGCAACAUUGCUCAGCAUUGGCAAAUAGCUGUAGCCUCGGAAGCCGUUAGCUACACCUUGCCCGUGGUCAAUUGGAGUGUCGGCAUGCCGCUCAUGCUGUUCUAUCUGGUCUGCAAUAUGGUCACCCAAUAUGUCUGCAUUAGCUCCGUCUAUGUGCUGACCACGGAGUGUGCCAGCUUGACUGUCACUUUGGUCGUCACGCUGCGUAAGUUUGUCUCGCUGCUGUUCUCCAUUAUGUACUUCCGGAAUCCAUUCACACUAAGCCAUUGGCUGGGCACUAUUCUGGUCUUCAUGGGUACUGUGCUCUUUGCCAAUGUCAUCAAUCAGUUGAAGGAUGCCUAUGUGGCUCGCAAGCAGCGCCAACUGGAGUCGGCCCGCAAGCUGAAGCAGCGUUAACUGUGAGGCCGUCUCGCUCUGCUUUGUGUUAAUUGUAGAUAACUGUAACUUAAGCUAUAUAGUUUAUAUAUAUGACAAGCAAAAAUGUAAAUACGACUAGUUAAAUGUUUUUGUAGAUUUUUUUUUAUUUUUCCAAAUGACGA